This is a messenger RNA of Rhododendron vialii, 5141 nucleotides long. RefSeq names its product protein ROLLING AND ERECT LEAF 2-like. The coding region runs from base 3972 to 4985 and encodes 337 amino acids. The transcript is spliced from 3 exons. The record is from RefSeq and is a predicted model, not a curated record. Lineage: Eukaryota; Viridiplantae; Streptophyta; Magnoliopsida; Ericales; Ericaceae.
UUUAAUGUUUCCCAAAUGACAUCCAUAAUCCAUAAUGAGAAGUUCAAUGUUCAAAGUUCAAACCAUAUGAAACCAAGUACGAAAAAAAAAAUGAAAAGGCAUUUUUUUUUAUAACUUCAACCGGUGCUUUUUUAGUCUCACCUUCAUGUUGAUUCGAGGCAUUUUCCUACUUCCAAGUAAAAAAUGGAAAGGUUGGUAGGAUACAAAAGGUUAGCAAGUUAGUGUUCCAAAUAUAUACGUUCGUCCAUAAGUUCGAAGCUGUGGCAUUUGAUCUUCCUUUUCCAUGACCCAUGUGAAAGAUAAAAUCUUGACCUAUAUGAAGUCUUGGCAUUUGAACUUAUGUGUAUUGUACGGUUUUAUUAGGUGAUCAAGUUUCCUCACGUACAAAGGUAUAAUUUGACGCUAACUUUACCCAAAAAGAUAUCGCGCCUAACUAUGUUGGUCAUCAAUUUCGAGGACAAUGUCGUUGUUGAGAAGAUAAUGAACAAAAGAGAAUUGUCAGCUUUGGUUUAUCAUUUAUCAUAUGCCACUUACAACCCCUACCCAUCCCUUUUGAAAGGCAUUUGUGGCGUCUGGUCUUUUGAAAAGCCAUAUUCGAAACGUUAGCAGCUUGUGGGAUGAGAAUACAUUCCAUUACUCCAAAGGUUUGCAUAUGUCUCCCUUAGGCCUUAACUGUUGUCUCUUAACACUACUGCAAACAAUAAUUUCAACUGAUAGGGUUCUGUAUGUCGCUUGAUACCAAACUGAUGUCCCCACCGAUAGCCAGAGAAGAAGUGGCUGUCUGGCUCUCAACAUUGUUGUUGAGUGGGAAAUCAAGGUGGUGUUCAUGUGGUUAUUAUGCAAUAGUGGACUUGCCUCGGGCCAAUGCUUAGCAUUCCAUGGCUCGAAGUGUCGGUAGUUUCUUAACAGCUCUUGGAGCCAAAAUUGUGCUACCACAAUGCUUUCGAGUUGUUGUUAAUCUUGUACUAACGAUGUUGCUUAUUCAAUGCAAGAUGUUUUUACUUUGACUGUCCUUUAUGUGAGUACCUGAUUUGGAGUUGUUGACAUCCCCUCCCAAAGUGAGGGUUUGGCAUAUACUGAUUUAGAAGACAUGGAAUGAAAUGAAAGAAGAUGAUAAAAACUAACUCCCAUUGUUCGAAGGUCUACUCUUGCAUUAAUGGUGGGUCCACUAUCAAUUCGCUUUAUUUUUUAGUCUAUAUGUAGCAAAGAGCAACUCUUCCGGGAAUGGAUCACUGCCAAUGCGAGUAUGUCCAACGCAAAGAGCAACUCUUCCGGGAAUGGACACGUGAAGCGACACUGACACGUUGACACAAUCCGUGAACUCUCGAAGUAGAGACAAGCUAUUUGAUUUCAUGCACACGUCCACUUAAGUUAAGAAGGUAAAUUUCAUUCCAAUAAUACAUCUCUCUCUCUCUCCUCUGUUGGAAGAAAGUACAUACAAGUUUUGUGAUUGGUGAGAGUGUUUGGAGCAUUUUUUAGGGUGCCCCAUAGUGUCCAAACAAAUUUGUGUUGAGCUGAGAGGGAAUUACACUUGUCACUCAUGCAUGGUCAACUUAAUUUGUACACAUUUACGUUGCUGAAGAAUACAGCCUCCGAUGGAGAUGAAUCAAAGACAAAAAAAAUACUAAGUUGCCUUUUUAUCUGAUACAACUUCGUACGUUUUGAGGGAUGGUUUGCUCUAUUUGGCUCGUAUCUCUAUUUCUGCUUCAACGCUUUUCAAGGUUAGUGUUCUCUCUCUCUCUCUCUCUCUCUCUCUCUCUCUCUCUCUCUCUCUCUCUUUGCAUGGAGUGUUAAUGCAUUGUCACUUUAGGCCACCCACUGCACAUUCUAGUAAGGGAGAAUGGCCGAUGUUUACUUAAGAGUGUGAUGGGUACAUGUUUGCUAGCUUUAUACCCAGUCUGCUACUUUCAACUGAUGGUAUUAAAUUGUUCGAUAUUUUAAUAUCUAGUUUACUGGAAUUCGAUGGGCCUAUGCGAUAUUAAAUUAUUCCAUUUUUCUUUAUUGCCCUAUCUCUGUGUGUGUGUUAUGAUUUAGUUUGGUAGGUUUUUAAUUGCACUUACUUUCUUACGGAUUGCCUCACUCUAUUUUUGCCUUUUUGUGCGGUACAAGUUUGGAUGUUUUGAGGUAUAUGGUUUGGCCCCUUUCUCUAUUUCAGCUUAAACGAUUUCAAGGUCAUGUUACUGCAUGGAGUGUCAAUGCAUUGUUGUCACUUUAGGCCACGCACCACACAUUCUAGUUGGGGUGAAUAGUCGACUUUCACUUAGACUAUGAUGGAUAGAUGUCUACUAGCUUUUUACCCAAUCUGCUACUUUUCCAAUGAAAGUAUUAAGUUGUUCUAUAUUUUAAUAUCUAGUUCACAUAAAUUUGACGGGUCUAUGGGAUAUUAUAUUGUUCCACUUUUCUUAAAGUUCACUUACAUAAGUUUUUUUUGGUCAAGUUAAAUCUUAUAAAGCUCAAACAAACCAAGAACAAAAGGACCAAGUCUAAGUACAGCUACUACAAAUUAACAAGAAAGCCAAAAGAACCCAAAUACCUAUACAUCCCCAAAACAACUAGGGGAGGAAAAUUUUCCUACUAAUUUUCCAGCUAGCAGCAAGGUCACGGUUUUGGGAAGAAGACUUGACUCCUCUCUAGGAACUGAUGGAAGCACAGUCAUCAUCUACUAUAACACCUUGUAAAGCAAAACAAUCCUGGCUUCGGCUUAAUUUGAAAGACUCUACUAUUACGCUCCCUUCAAAGCCAAUAGAUAGAGAGUAGCAACCAAAGACAAUUUAAAGAUCAUUUUUACCAUAACAUUCUCCCAGUGGAAUUGCUUAGCCCAGCUCAGCGCAUUCUGCUGCACUAAUGGCCCACUAUAAUCCCAUUGCAAACCAAAAUAGCAAACCAAACGUGAGUAGAAUGGCUUCUUAUGCUGCGAAUGAGGAAUAAGAGUCUAAAUUAUCGCCUCUUUCAGUAAACUCUUACGCAUGGCAAAGUGUAUAUGACCAAAAUUUUUAUCAUGCUUGAAUUUGCAGUCAAUCUGGUUUGUCUUCUUUUAUUCAAUUUCUUUGCAACCAUUGGGUCUUAUUUUUUCGUGUCAAUUUAAUUAAGUUUCUCGUGGAGGAGUUAGCAUCUUGUCUUAGUGAGAAAGAUCUACUAAGUAUGUCCAGAAAUAUGUAGACUUUAAGAAUGACGUACUGCUUUGUAUGCUUUCACUAGUAGUGAAUGGCUUCUUAUCUCUUUUGGCGACUGAGCCAGUGAGCCUAUUGUGGAGAUGGAUCAGAAAUAAUCCGUCAGUGUACAUUAUUAAUAGAAUUAAUAAUGUUUUUGUAAUCACUGACGGAUCAGAAAUAAUCCGUCAGUGUUUUGGACUUUAUUUUUUGGGCUAACCAAACACCUCCCCCCCCCCCCCCCCCCGUAUUUGGGCUUUGUCACUUUUGCUCUUUAUUAUUUUAUCUGGGCUUGUGGCCAUUAUUAAUAGAAUUAAUAAUGUUUUUGUAAUCACUGACGGAUCAGAAAUAAUCCGUCAGUGUUUUGGGCUUUAUUUUUUGGGCUAACCAACCCCCCCCCCCCCCCCCCCCCCCGUAUUUGGGCUUUGGCACUUUUGCUCUUUAUUAUUUUAUCUGGGCUUGUGGCCUUUAGGUGAUGGGCUUUGACCCUUUGGGUUUUCUCCUUGGUUGGUAUCUUGCCAAUCAAGGGAUUGGGUCUCGGAUGGCACUUGUUGCCCUCCUCCUUGCUCCCUUUUGUCUUUGUAAUCACUUUCAAAGAUGAAUAAAAUUUUUUUUCGCCAUUCAAAAAAAAAAAAAUUCAACUUAAAGCUGUCCUGUCAGAAAUUGAUAUCAGAGAACCAUCAGUGUCUCUUAUAGAUAAUAUUAAAUGUGAGGUCUGUUCUGUUAGAGAUUGAUGUACAUGAAAUGGAUUUCAUUUCAUUUGAUUACUUCUGCUUUGAAGUCUUAACCUGAUUUGCUUCAUGCUGAUAGGCUGGUGAGCUUAUGAAGCUCGAGUAUCAGAGGAAAGUUUCCCUGCUGAACAAACUGAAAAAACGUAAUGCUAGUACUGAAUCAUUAGAGAAGACGAAGGCAGCUGUAAGUCAUUUGCACACAAGAUAUAUAGUUGACAUGCGGUCCAUGGAUUCAACAGUUUCUGAAGUAAAUCACAUACGUGAUGAUCAGUUGUAUCCGAAGCUGGUUGGUCUUGUUAAUGGGAUGGCGAAGAUGUGGGAAUUAAUGUGCACACACCACAACGAACAGUUGAGAACUGUGACAGAUCUCAAGUCCCUUGAGAUCUCCGGAGCUCCAAAGGUAACAACCAAACACCACCUCGAGCAAACAAAAGAGCUUUGUAAUGUUAUCGAAGUAUGGCAGUCUCAAUUCGAGAAGCUAUCAACUAAUCACAAACACUACAUCCAAGCCCUUAAUAGCUGGCUGAAGUUGAAUCUCAUCCCCAUCGAAAGCAGCUUAAAGGAGAAAAUCUCAUCGCCGCCCAGGAUCCAGAAUCCCCCAAUCCAGGUCCUCCUCCAUUCGUGGCACGAUCAUCUUGAAAAGCUCCCGGAUGAGCUUGCAAAAAGCGCAAUCGCCUCUUUUGCUGCUGUGAUAAAAACCAUUAUGUUACAUCAGGAAGAGGAGAUGAAGCUAAAGGAUAAGUGUGAGGAAACCAGGAAGGAGUUGUUGCGAAAGAGCCAGGCAUUUGAUGAUUGGUAUCAGAAGCACCGUCGAAGAACACAAAAUGAUGAUAUGGAGCCCGAUAGAGGUGAAGGUUCAAAUCACAAGGAUCCUAUUUCAGAGAAGCGGUUUGUAGUGGAGAGCUUGAAUAAGAGGUUGGAAGAGGAAGUAGAAGCUCACCGGAAGAUGUGUGUUCAGGUGAGGGAUAAAUCAUUGGGUAGUCUAAAAAUUCGGUUGCCGGAGCUCUUCAGGUCCAUGUCAGACUAUUCUCAUGCAUGUUUUGAGGGGUACGAAGGAUUGAGAUUAAUCACUCAAUCACAGAGCGGCAAUGGUCGUAGUUCAUGAGAACCUGUGAGCCCUUUCUUGUUAGGUUUGUCGUCCAUGGCUUAAAACCUUGUCUAGUUUAUGGUCUACUAAGAUUGUUUAUAUUGGUUUCUUGUUUCGCUGUCUGAAAUCUUCUUGAUCCCAUGUGGGAAAAGGUUUUGCAUCAGCUGAAGCUUC